This is a messenger RNA of Anolis sagrei ordinatus, 5587 nucleotides long. The record is from RefSeq and is a predicted model, not a curated record. NCBI's taxonomy places the organism in Eukaryota, Metazoa, Chordata, Lepidosauria, Squamata, Anolidae.
CAUUUGAUAAACUGUAGCAUUGGAAGAAACACCAGAAAGGCAAUCAUCAACGAACAGCAUUCAAUGUAAGGAGUUCUAUCAUAGGAUAAUUCUUCAAAGGGAAAUUAAAGAAGAGAUGAUUAUGAGGUCCUAUUUUAUUAUCCUGGCUUUGAGCUUUAUCUCUUCUAUUGUUGAAGCUCAGGUAAGCUCACUGAUGCAAACACUUAACUGCUCCACGGAUUAUGACUCAUAUACAGCCUGUACCUGGUUUGAACACCAGGAGGCAAGAAGACUUGUCAACAUGAGCCUUCUCUAUAAGGACAAAGAUAAGAAGCUUGAAAAUGUGGCAUGCAAUUCUCAAAAAGUGGGCUCUCAAAUACGGUGGGAAUGUCACAGAAGCCAGGACAUUAUAAUCUUUGGAAUGAAUAAUACCUUCGUUUUCAAACCAGAGCUGUCACUGGAUGUCCAACUGAAUGUCAGCUUCUUCAAUAAUGUCCAGCCUUUGCCACCCUCAAAACUAGUGGUGAGCAUCACAGAAGAUGGUGACUCCUUUUUGCUAUGGGAAGCAGGUGAUGGAAUCAACAGAAACCACUGGCUGGAGGAUAGUUUGGACUUUGAAGUCAUCUACAAAAGGUUUUGGGAAUCUUGGGAGGAAUCUUCCUCUAUUUUGGUCUCAAAUGCCUCCCAAUGCCUUCUCCAACACCUCAUACCUGGGAACACCUAUGUUGCUCGUGUUCGAAGCAAACCAGGUCGAACGAGCCAGCUUGUUGGCCAUUAUAGUGACUGGAGCUCUAUGGUAACUUGGGAUACCCCAGAAGGUAAGGCUGAAGCUCAGCCCAAGAACAUCCAUUGUCGAUUUAAAGGCAUCGAUCAGCUCAAAUGCAGCUGGGAGGUGAGGCAAGAGAUUACCAGUUCUAUUUUGUUUACCCUCUUCUACAAAGAUAACACAACAUCACAAGAGAAGGAAUGCUCUCCAGUCCAUGAAAAGGAGCUACCUCCCAGCCCUCUUAAUAGUCCUAAGCAUGUCUUGCAAAGCUGUGAAAUCAGUGUCACCAGCCCAAAUGGACAAAGUCAGUACUUUGUUACUGUUCGCCCAAAAGAAGAAAAGAGAACAGUGGAGUUGGCAAAGCAAAUCAAGGCAGCCUCGCCUUAUAACUUGUCUGUGACAGAUUUGAACUAUCAAGCCUACAAACUGCAAUGGAAGGCCACACUCCAUCGGAAUAUUGCACAGAUAUACCAGAUUUUAUACUGGAAGACUGAAAACCCAUCAGAGGCCAAACAUGUCAAUGCUAACUUUUCUAAAGACUUUACCUUCACUUCAAAGUUCCUGAACCCAGGCUCAAGUUACACAGCAAAGGUGCGAGCAAAAGUGAAUGCACCUAGCUACGAUGGCCCCUGGAGUGAGUGGAGCAAGGAAUUGCAGUGGACCACGAAGGACAUUUUUCCAACUUGGGGUAUUGUACUGAUUGGAAUCAUCUCUAUUAUUUUAAUCAUGGUGGUCCUCUACUAUUGUUAUGAAUACCUUCUUAGAAAGAAAAGAAAAUGGGAGGCAACUAUUCCAAGUCCUCCCAGGACACUUCUGCUCCCAGGCUUUUUUCAGAAAGUAGAAUUACCAGAUAACUUGGAAGACCAUAGUACACAGAGCUCUUCAGCAUUGCAAGGGUUCGACUAUACCAAGAUCUUAGAAAGGGAAAUGCUGGUGACCCAUCCAGAGUCUCUUCCAGUUGAGUCAAGGAAAACAGCACAGCAUUCACGUGUCUCUCAAAGUAUGGCAGAAAUUAAACUUCCAAAUGUAAGCAAAGCUGGCCAAUUUUUGACUCAAAGUGUUGAAAAGACAGUACUCAGUAGUCACCAGCCUCAGAUCUUUGAUUAUGAUGGCCCAUACUUACACCUUUCACCAGAAUCUUCUGUACGUGAUGUUUUACAAGAUAUGGAAGCUAUACCAUCAGAAAAAACAGAAAUGUCUCUGUCUUUGAAGCAUAUGGAAUUGCCCCAUUGCUUGUACCCCCAGAAGCUCCCAGUAGGGAAAGAGAAAGAGGCAGUUCCAUUUUUUCUUACGAUCAGUGAUGGACAGGAGGAAAAGAAGCAGCAACUUCUGAAAAGACAAGAAGUAUCUCAAAGGGAUAUGUAUGUGAAAGAAGACAACAAAAAUAGGGGUACACAACAUCUUCCCGGUACAAACAACUCUGGUCAAGAUGGACCAUUGGAUUACAUUACCACUGAAAAUUUACCAAUAAAUGAAGUAGAGGGCUCUUUACAUUGGACAUCUGUGGUGGCCUCAGAGAAAGAGAUGCAUAACUGUAGUGGAAUGGCCACAGGUGUGCCAGAAACAAGUGCAGAUCUCUCAAGCCCAGUGAUGGAUCAGAAGAAACCAGACAAUGUGCUGUCAGCAAAGGAACAAAUGCUAGCUAUUCCCAAAGCAUUUGAUGACUAUGUGACGAGCCUUCCUGCAAUUCCAGGAUCUACACUGAAGGAAGGACUUGGUCUUUCCACCGAGGAGCCCAAGCACAACAAGGGAUUUUUUAUAUUCAACCCUGACAACAAGAGCCCUGUUUUCUUAAAUCAAGUGGGAGAUUACUGCUUCUUUCCUAGCUUCAAGUUCAACAAUGAAACCCUCAAGAAUCCCAAGAGAACACUGGGGCAUGGCUUUUCAGAAAUGGGCUCCAAAGUCACAGAACCUCUUGAUGAUGCCAACUCUGUUGGAAGCAAGCUACAGACAACUAUUUCACCUCUGCCAAGACUCGAAGUUUAAACUUCCCUUUCUAGUAUGCCAUGAAGAGGAUAAAAAUGUCAUCCCUGCCUCAGCUGAUCUAGAUAAAUCCAUUAAGCAGAUGGAUAGCGGGGUAGUAAAACUGGGGUCACAGGACUGAAGCCUCAGAUCUUUUUGAUGAACAAGGACUUUGAUAUCAUCUGACGCUCCACUUGGACUUCCUACUAAGAUUAGUUGGAAUUCCCACAGUAGUUCAAUGAGAAACCAUUUACUAGAAAUGGCAUAUUGUUAUAGACUCUCUCUAAUGCAAUCUAAAAUAUUUGGUAUAGGUAUGGGUGGGUGUCUUGGUUAGGCAAGAGCUGUUAGAUUUACAAAAGACCAGCUUCUGGUGGAGAUAAUUGCUAGAAAUAGCUUUAACUCAACAGAACUGGCUGCUUGUAUGGACAAUGUGGGAGUGUUUCUAUAGAGAUUGCCUUGAAGAAGCCUUGUGCUUCCAAAAUUACCCUUAUUCUAGUAGGGAGGAGCUGAGGAAUCCCUUCCCUUGGUUGAUCAACAUGGAUCAGCAGAUUUGGGAUUCUGUGUGUUUGUGUUUGCAUGUUUGUUUUGGAAAGUAAGAGAAAAAGAGAGAAAGAGAGAAAGAGAUUGUGAAUGGUAUGGAUGCAUGAGUGAUAUGAGAUGAUCAAGCAAAAUCCCUCCAAAGUUGUUGGACACCAUUUACUGUUUUUUAAACCUAACUUUCUGCAUUCCCUUUUCUAACUCACUUCCUUCUCAGCAAGUUUUCAGAAUAGAUAAUUAUAGCACUGUAGUUUCAGUUUAAACCAUAACAAUACUCCAUGGAAUCCCUGGAUUUGCAAUUUAGAGAGAAAUCUCUAUGAGAAAGGUCUAUUUCUUCAGCAAACUACAGACCACAGGAUUCCACAGGGGAAAGCCAUGGCAUAGUAGUAUAAUUGUAUACAGACAGCUCCCGAGUUACAAACAUUUGACUUACGAAUGACUCACAGUUAGGAAUGGGAGUGAGACAACAGGAAGUGAGAGAAAUCUACCCUGGGGAAGAAAAAAUCACUCCUGAAAUAGUUAUCAUGUGGAAAAGGUGUUUCCACUGAAGCUUUCUCAUCAACCCUUAUUUCCAGAAGAAGCAUUUUUUUCAAAAUCCUAUUAUCAUAGGGACAGAAAGUGAUGCAAAAUCUUCUGAAGGAGGACAUAAACAGCAGAAUAAACACCACAGGGGUGUUCACCCUUCCCUAUUCUUUUUACUUAGGUGAUACCUCAUAGCCUGAGUAUGAUAGUUCUUCAAGUCUAGUGUCUUGGCAGUAGGUUCAUAGGUGGCAGCUGUGGAGCCCUAUUCUUGAUCCGUAUGUUCUCCUGCAGCAAAGAUAUCAGUUUCCAGGUGGAAGGCAGUCCUGGUCACAGUUGGCCUGAUGUGCCUUCCUCUUGGCACAUUUCUCCCUUUUGCCCUCCAUUUGUACCUCUUCGAAUUCUGCAGUACUGCUAGUCACAGCUGACCUCCAGUUAGAGCGCUCAAGGGCCAGGCUUCCCAGUUCUCAGUGUCUAUGCCACAGUUUCUAAGGUUGUCUUUAAGCCCAUCUUUAAAUCUCUUUUCCUGUCCACCAACACUACAUUUCCCAUUCUUGAGUUGGGAGUAGAGUAACCGCUUUGGGAGACAGUGAUCGGGUAUUCGAACCACGUGGCUAGUCCAGCAGAGUUGAUGGUGUAGGAGCAUCGCUUCAAUGUGGAUGGUCUUUGCUUCUACCAGCAUGCUGACAUUUGUCCACCUCUCUUCCCAAGAGAUUUGCAUGAUAUUUAAGAGGAAAUGCUGAUGGAAUUGUUCCAAGAGUUGAGUGUGAUACCUGUAGACAGUCCAUGUUUUGCAGGCAUAUAGCAGGGUUGGGAGGACAAUCACUUUAUAAACAAGCACCUUGGUCUCUCUACGGAUGUCCUCAAACACUCUCUGCUUCAUUCAGAAAAAUGCUAGACUCACAGAGUUCAGGCGGUGUUGUAUUUCAGUGUCAAUGUUGACUUUUCUGGAAAUGUGCUGCCAAGAUAGCGGAAAUGGUGAACAUUUUCUAAUGUUACACCAUUAAGCUGUAUUUCUGGCAUUGCAGAUGGAUUAGUUGGUGACUGCUGGAAGCUUCCCUAUGCUAUUCAAAGCUAAAAGAUAUAUAUUUGAGUUACACUUUAAAAAUGUACGUAUACAAAUCAAUUCAACUUAAGAACCAAUCUUGUUCAUAACUUGGGGACUGCCUUUAGUGUAAAAGGCACCGCAGUUUUGUUUCUUUUUUUUUUUAAAUACUGAACUGGCCUACAAUACAAAAUACAGCCAUGUGCCAGUUUUAAAAAAGACCCCCUGAUACCAAAUUUCCUUUUAACAAGGUUUUAACAUUUUAAUGCUUGUGUAGCCCUUUUAAUGCUUGUCUGGCCCUCUUUGUCUUCUGUCUAGCUGGACAUUUUUAAAGUAGCAUUGGUAUUCAGAGAACGGUGUAGGUGGACUGGUCAGGUAGAAGUAGCAUGUUUGCAACAAACAAAACAGUAACACUUACUCUGGGAAAGAACAAGUAUUUCUUUUAGCUAAUUGUACUGUAGCUUUGCAUUAUAUGCCCACAAAAGGCAAACUGUAAUUACCUCCAAAAUCCCUAAAUAAGAAGGCAUGAAGAACAAAACAGAAAGAAAAAGGGAGAGUACCUUUGCAGCUACUCUCAGAAUAAUAAAUAAGGAUAGAUAUAUAGAUUUGGCCACUGAAAUUGUAUUCAUAACAAAAGUGGUGGUUGGUGAAAGAAGACCUGAAUUUUCAAAGACGUUCCAAAGUGGUCUCUAGAAGGUUCAAAAUGCUUUUACUUAUUUGACUUACCUGAUCUUCUUUUCACAUCAUGUUGCUUGUUAUGAAUAAAAAGUUUGCUGAAA